Molecule: messenger RNA, 994 nt
Organism: Cinara cedri
Lineage: Eukaryota; Metazoa; Arthropoda; Insecta; Hemiptera; Aphididae
Source: the annotation of a GenBank genome assembly
GAACUUAACGAAUUUUACGCCAAUUCUGAGUCAGAAGAUGAGUUCGGUUUUGAGGGAACAGAUGAAAGUCUUGAUGAUUUUGAAAUUGAACCACAAAAACAAGGUAAGAUUGGAAAUUUAUAUAAACAAAAUGUAAAAUGCAUUGUAUAAAACAGUUUAUGUACUAAAAUGUUUUCCUUGUAUUAUAGUAUUACAAAAUAUUGAGACUGAUGAAGGUGUAAUCAAUUUUGAAUUUGAUAAUUUUGAGGAAUUAUGUAAGAUUAUACGUAAUAAUAAUAUGGAAAUAAGUUUUAUUAUUUCAUAAGAAUUUCUGUGUUAUAGUGUAUAAUAUUUAUUAUUUAUUUAAAAUUGUAUAGUUACUAUUUCUCCAAUAAAUGUUUUAUCUUCACAACUAGGUGAACAUGUUCAAAUUGAUGCAGAAGAAAAUAGUAAGCAAUGCAUCUUUAUAAUUUGUAUAAUUGAUAAAAAUUCUUGCUAAGCUAAUAAUUGAAGUAUAAAUAUUUAUACAUAUAUUUAUAAUAAAUUAAGUCUUACUAUUUAAUUUUGUUUGGAGGUAUUCUAGGAAGGUAUAUAAAUUAUUUUAUUUUUUUUUAUUUAGAUCUCAAUCGAUUUUAGAAUCAUCUACUAGUCAACCAGUUACAGAAAUAUGCACUGCAAAUGUACUUAAAAGAAGGGUGUCUUUACCUUCAAAACCAUUUGGUCCACUGAAAUUUGAGAAAGACAGUUGAUAAUUAUGAUCCAAAAAUCAAUUCCUUUAAUCAAAAUCAUGCAAUUACAUUUCUAAAGUGAAGUACUUUCAAUAACUGUAAUUUUAUUUUCAUGAAAUCUAAUAUUUUAGGUUGGAAUACAGGAAAAAGAAUAUGAUAUGAAUGAAAAUUUUCCAGUGUUGGACUUUUUUGAAGCAUUUAUAACGCCAAAACCAAAGGGAAACAUUGUUUAUAAAACCAACCAAUAUACACAACAACAACCAACAUCUUCAGAGUACUCCGGAUUG